GACACCACGACCCAGAAAAGGUACAAAACCCACCUCACUUUUCCCACUCUUUCUUCAACCACAUCACUCAUUACACACACCCACAUAAAUCGAAACAUCCUUGUACGCCAAAUGUAUACAGAAAAUUGUAAUAAAUAUCCCGUCACAUGCAUGUAUCUCUUCUCCGGGUAUAUAAAGACUGGAUCUUUGGAAGCUUAGAGGCAAGAGAAAUGGUGGGUUUGAAGGUUGGGAGUAGGCCGCCGUGGGUAGGUCUUGGAGCUGCUGUUUGGGUGCAAAUAGCGUCUGGGAAUGCGUACAACUUCCCUCUGUACUCCCACUCGCUGAAAUCCGUUCUGGGCUUCAACCAAAGGCAGCUGACUCUGCUUGGGGUGGCGAAUGACAUUGGUGAGAACGUGGGCUUGUUGCCUGGGGUGGUGUGCAAUAAGUUCCCGCCGUGGGUUGUUCUCUUGGUUGGUGGUUUUUCUUGUUUCUUUGGUUAUGGGGUUCUUUGGCUUGCCCUCUCCAAGACUCUGAUUUCCGUACCUUAUUGGGUGUUAUGGUUUGCAUUAUGUAUUGCAACAAACAGUAGUGCUUGGUUCAGCACGGCAGUCCUCGUCACUAACAUGAGAAACUUCCCUCUUAGUCGGGGCACAGUUGCUGGUAUUCUUAAAGGCUAUGGGGGGCUUAGUGCUGCCGUGUAUACUGAAAUUUACAGUGUUUUGCUGAACAGCUCUUCCCCUAAGCUAUUGCUGUUCCUUGCACUUGGAAUUCCUGCACUCUGUCUUAUGAUGAUGUUCUUUGUCAGGCCUUGUACUCCAGCUUCUGGAGAUGAUUCGUCAGAACAUUGCCAUUUUCUUUUCAUUCAAGCUGCUAGUGUAGUUCUUGGCGUAUAUGUUCUUACAACGACCAUUUUAGAUGAUGUGCUGUCUUUAAGUGCUCCUGUUGCCUAUUGUUUUCUUCUUGUUAUGGUGGUCCUCCUUAUGGCUCCACUAGCUAUCCCUGUGAAGAUGACUUUCUACCCGUCCAAUCGCAGCAAGUCGGCCUUACAUGGCAAGGUGGUUGUACCUGCAGAUCCUUCGUUGGUUCAAGACAACGCUAGUGCUGACAAAAUGGAACCACUUCUAGAGCCAUCUUCAUCCAGAACAAACCUUGGAAGCUUUCAUGAAAGUGACGACAUAUCUGAGGUAGACAUGCUUCUUGCUGAAGGAGAAGGUGCGAUAAAGAAAAGGAGGAGACCUAGAAGAGGCGAAGACUUCACAUUUGCUGAAGCUAUGAUAAAAGCUGAUUUUUGGCUUUUGUUCUUGGUAUACUUUUUCGGGGUCGGAUCUGGUGUCACUGUUCUCAAUAACUUGGCUCAAAUAGGAAUAGCUCAAUAUAUGCAUGACACGAAGGUCCUCUUAUCCCUCUUCAGCUUCUGCAAUUUCGUCGGUCGGCUCGGUGGAGGUGUUAUCUCUGAGUAUCUUGUCAGAUCCAAAGCAAUUCCGAGGACCAUUUGGAUGACAAUCACACAAGUAAUAAUGGUAUUUACAUACCUUCUCUUUGCAUCAGCUAUUAACGGCACUCUUUUCGCUGGAACUUCGCUGCUUGGUAUCUGCUACGGCGUUCAAUUUUCUAUCAUGGUUCCAACAGCUUCUGAACUUUUUGGCCUUAAGAACUUCGGUUUGUUCUUCAAUUUCAUGUCCCUGGGUAAUCCACUUGGUGCUUAUCUUUUCUCGGGUCUGCUUGCCGGCUUUGUAUACGAUAAUGAGGCAGCAAAGCAGCACUCUGCGACUUGCUUGGGCCCGACCUGUUUUAGGCUUACGUUCCUUGUUCUGGCCGGAGCCUGCAUCAUCGGUACCAUGCUUAGCAUAGUAUUGACCAUGAGGAUUUUACCAGUUUACAAAAUGCUCUAUGCCGGGGGCUCCUUCAGGCUACCUCAGAGUUCAAACCGUUGAGACGAAAGAAUGGAAACUUUCAAUAGGCUGCUGGCAUGCACCUUGUAAGUAUGUACCCAAACAAUCAAUCGUUACGUUAUGAUGUUCAUAUGAUAACAUUAUCUGCAUCGGCUUGAGAUUUUUGCUAGAAGAGCCUGCUAUUGUUUUAGGCGACUCACACCAGAUAUUGUGAGCUACAAGUCCUCGGAAGACGAGUGUAUAUUUUGGUUUCCUACUUUCUGGAGAAACAACACUAGUCAUAAUUUUGUCUGAUGGUUUAAUGUUUUCGUCCUCUGUCCUCUGUCCUCUGUCCUCUGUCCUCUGUCCUCUGUCCUCUGUCGUUUACGGGUAAGAAUUAGUAGCAGUUCAGGUCUAUAUUUGAUAUGUAUUGAUCAGAAAACCUCCAUUGCACUAUAAGGUUCAGGCAGCAAUUCUUGAUUGUCAGCAAUGACAAACAAGACCGAGUCUUUGGGAGACGGCCUAUCGCGUCUGUAAUCUGAGCGCUGCAGUGCCUCCACUGCAAGAGUCCUCGUGCUUCUGUCGUCAAUAAGGUGGCCAUCGCCUUCUAAGUAACA
This is a messenger RNA of Sesamum indicum (sesame), 2467 nucleotides long. RefSeq names its product protein NUCLEAR FUSION DEFECTIVE 4. The record is from RefSeq and is a predicted model, not a curated record. Gene Ontology annotation, cellular component: membrane. Lineage: Eukaryota; Viridiplantae; Streptophyta; Magnoliopsida; Lamiales; Pedaliaceae.